CAGUAUUAAUUUCAUGUAUAUUUUCCAUCCCUUAUAGUAAAGAGUAUUUGAGUAGAAAAUGGAAUCAUGGAUGUGGUGUUUCCUUCUCUGUUCCCAUUUGCUCAUCCUUUAUUUUUCACCCUCUCAUUCCUUAUGCCACCCCCAUGACACCUCUGCCUUGCUCCACUUCAAAAACUCCUUUACUAUUAAUACUAGGUAUGAACAUUAUGAUUUUCGUUAUUAUUCUUAUGAUGCAUGUGAUACUGUUGGUUAUUCUUCAAAGACGAGAACAUGGGAAAAUGGGACAGAUUGUUGCUCUUGGGCUGGAGUCACCUGCCACCCCAUCUCAGGUCACGUCACUGACCUCGACCUCAGCUGCAAUGGCCUUCAUGGCAAAAUCCAUCCAAACAGUACGCUUUUCCAUCUUUCUCAUCUUCACUCACUCAACCUUGCUUUCAAUGAUUUUGAUAAAUCUCAUUUGUCAUCUCUCUUUGGUGGGUUUGUGAGCCUCACUCAUCUCAACUUGUCUUAUUCGUACUUUGAAGGGGAUAUUCCUUCCCAAAUCUCUCACCUUUCCAAAUUAGUCUCACUUGAUCUCUCUGAUAAUGAUUUUUUAGAGUGGAAGGAAGACACUUGGAAGAGAUUGCUCCAAAAUGCAACAGUUUUAAGGGUGCUUGUCUUGGAUAAAACACAUAUGUCUUCCAUUUCAAUCAGGACACUCAAUAUGUCUUCCUCUUUGGUUACUCUUAGUCUAGUACAGACUGGGCUAAGAGGAAACUUGACAGAUGGCAUUCUCUGUUUACCAAAUCUUCAGCACUUGGAUCUUUCAUUUAAUUGGGACCUUAAAGGUCAGCUUCCAGAAAUGAGUUGUAGAACAACUUCUCUUGAUUUCUUAGAUCUUUCAAAAUGUUGUUUCCAAGGGUCAAUCCCUCCCUCUUUCUCCAACCUCAUACAUCUCACUUUCCUGGACCUUUUAGAUAACAACCUCAACGGUUCAAUCCCUCCCUCUUUCUCCAACCUCAUACAUCUUACUUCCUUGUAUCUCUCAGAUAACAACCUCAACGGUUCAAUCCCAUCCUCACUCUUAACCCUCACACAUCUUACUUUCUUGGAUCUCUCAUAUAACCAACUCAGUGGUCAAAUCCCAGAUGUCUUUCCUCAGUCAAACAGCUUUCACGAAUUGCAUUUGAAUGAUAACAAAAUAGAGGGUGAGCUGCCAUCAACACUUUCAAAUCUUCAACAUCUCAUUCUCUUGGAUCUUUCAGAUAAUAAAUUGGAGGGCCCUCUGCCUAACAAUAUAACAGGGUUUUCAAACCUAACAUCGUUAAGGUUAAAUGGAAACUUACUGAAUGGGACAAUUCCUUCUUGGUGUUUAUCUUUGCCAUCUUUGAAGCAGUUAGAUCUAUCAGGAAACCAACUCUCUGGGCAUAUUAGUGCAAUCUCAUCAUAUUCCUUGGAGACAUUGUCUUUAUCCCACAACAAGUUACAAGGCAAUAUUCCAGAAUCAAUUUUUAGCCUUCUAAACCUUUAUUACUUAGGUCUAUCAUCAAACAAUCUAAGUGGAUCUGUCAAAUUUCAUCGUUUCUCCAAGCUUCAAUAUUUGGAAGAACUUCACCUUUCAUGGAAUGAUCAGUUAUCACUAAAUUUCAAAUCCAAUGUCAAUUAUAGUUUCUCUAAUUUAAAGUUGUUGAACUUAUCUUCUAUGGGUUUAACUGAAUUUCCAAAAUUAUCGGGAAAAGUCCCAAUUUUAGAAUCACUCUAUUUGUCCAACAACAAACUUAAAGGUAGAGUGCCAAAUUGGUUGCAUGAAAUAUCGUUAUAUGAAUUGGACCUCUCUCAUAACCUAUUGACGCAAUCAUUGGACCAAUUCUCGUGGAACCAACAACUUCUUUACCUUGAUCUUAGUUUUAACUCAAUCACUGGUGGCUUCUCUUCCUCAAUUUGCAAUGCAAGUGCAAUUGAGAUUCUCAACUUGUCUCACAACAAGUUGACUGGAACCAUUCCACAAUGCCUUGCUAACUCAUCAUCCCUUCAAGUUUUGGAUCUACAACUGAACAAGCUUCAUGGCACUUUACCAAGCACCUUUCCAAAGGACUGUGGGCUCAGAACUCUGGAUCUCAAUGGCAACCAAUUAUUAGAAGGCUUUUUGCCAGAAUCUUUGUCCAAUUGCAUUUAUCUGGAGGUUUUAGAUCUUGGAAACAAUCAAAUAAAGGAUGUGUUUCCCCAUUGGCUUCAAACUCUACAAUAUUUGGAAGUAUUGGUUUUGAGAGCCAACAAGUUGUACGGUCCCAUUGCCUGUUUAAAGACCAAACACGGAUUCCCCAGUUUAGUCAUUUUUUAUGUCUCUUCCAACAACUUCAGUGGCCCAAUACCAAAAGCCUACAUUAAAAAAUUUGAAGCCAUGAAGAACGUUGUUCUAGAUGCCUAUAGCCAAUACAUGGAAGUUUCUUUAAAUUUUUCUUAUUAUGGACCCAACUACGCUGAUUCUGUGACUAUAACAACAAAAGCAAUUACUAUGACAAUGGAUAGAAUUCGAAAUGACUUUGUAAGCAUUGAUUUAUCGCAAAACAGAUUUGAAGGAGAGAUUCCAAGUGUCAUUGGGGAGCUUCAUUCACUCAGAGGACUCAACCUUUCCCAUAACAGACUUAUUGGUCCUAUUCCCCAAUCCAUGGGAAAUUUGAAAAACUUAGAAUCAUUGGAUCUCUCCUCAAAUAUGCUCACUGGUCGGAUACCUACAGAAUUAACCAAUUUGAACUUUCUUGAAGUGCUAAAUCUUUCCAAUAACCAUCUUGUGGGAGAAAUACCUCAAGGAAAAAUGUUCGGUACUUUUUCCAAUGAUUCCUAUGAGGGAAACUUGGGGUUAUGUGGACUCCCAUUGACAACAGAAUGCAGCAAGGGCCCUGAACAACAUUCUCCACCUUCAACUACCUUCAGGAGAGAACCAGGAUUUGGAUUUGGUUGGAAACCAGUGGCUAUAGGAUAUGGAUGUGGAGUGGUCUUUGGAGUGGGAAUGGGAUGUUGUGUAUUGUUAAUAGGAAAGCCUCAAUGGCUUGUGAGAAUGGUUGGAGGUCAACUCAAUAAAAAGGUGAAAAGGAAGACAAGGAUGAGAUCUAAUGAAAAUGGUAGCAGAAUGAAUUAGUUGAUAUAUGGCAUGACUGGAGAAUGUCUUGUUACAUACCUGCCAUCUUUGAAAACAAAACUUAAGGGCAAGAAACAUAUCACACUACAUUGCAUGGGAGAUCUGGUUCAAAGUUUUGCUGUAAUAUGAAUGUGUUAUACUUUUGCUUUUGUUGUGUGUUCUUUUUUUUGUUUGCUAUGUGUAGAAGAGUGCCAUGUAUUGAGCUUGCAGUUUUGAUUUAUUUAAUACGUAUAACUGUAGCAUUAAUUGGUUGUAUAAUAAUAGAUGUUGUAUAUUUUUUAAAAUGCUAUGUAUUGGCCAAUGCUAAAAUAUAUUGUAUCUUAAUUCAAGGAGCUGAAUUCACGGUUUUAGCUUC
Messenger RNA from Glycine soja, 3473 nucleotides. RefSeq names its product receptor-like protein 33. Bases 59 to 3118 code for a protein of 1019 amino acids. Gene Ontology annotation, molecular function: protein binding. The record is from RefSeq and is a predicted model, not a curated record. NCBI's taxonomy places the organism in Eukaryota, Viridiplantae, Streptophyta, Magnoliopsida, Fabales, Fabaceae. The transcript has 2 exons.